AUGAACUUGAACCUAUUGCUGUUCUUCUUUACGUUGCUUAGCUUGGCGGGGCUCGUCGAGAGUGCUCCCACAACAGCAUUUUACAGCGCUAAGAACGUUUUACAACGAUUUGCCAAGGACAUGUACCCGAAUGAGCCAGCUCAACAAGCCAAAGCGGUGGUUACACUCAGGUAUCUGUUCCGCAAUGAUGCUUGGAACGAAGUGGCGCACUGGCCGUACAUGGACGACUACCUGCGCACUGGAGGAUUUCAGCAAGGAUACAGCAGUGUGGACCAAGUGCUUGUGCAAAGUGCCUUAUCUCAUCUUCAGGGAGGGACGGUUUAUACACCCUUGGGUGCUAUGAGGCCUUCGCUGGAUGCACUCAUCGCGAAGAACUUCAGUAAAGCCAAGAACGUGUAUGGCUUCGACCAGCAUGAGCUUUUGAGGGAGACGAACCUUGGUCGUAAACCACCGACCUCAGGCGCCGGGUUGUUUGCGGGUGUUCCAAGGGCUCUGAGCUUGGAAGAUGCAGAGAGUCUGGUUGGCAAUGCAUGGAGGCGAGGCGGUAGUGGAGGAGUAGAUGAACAGCGCCGUAUCCGUGGCAACCAACCGUCACCGUGGGGAUAG
Mycosarcoma maydis (corn smut) is the source of this 606-nucleotide messenger RNA. RefSeq lists its product as uncharacterized. The transcript has a single exon. NCBI's taxonomy places the organism in Eukaryota, Fungi, Basidiomycota, Ustilaginomycetes, Ustilaginales. The record is from RefSeq and is a predicted model, not a curated record. The coding region runs from base 1 to 606 and encodes 201 amino acids.